AAAGAGGGGAGGGGUGGAAUAGGAGUACAAAAUAACAGGCGUGGCUUACAAGUGUUUCCUUACACUCUCAAGAGGGCCUGUGCAUGCUAAAAAAACAAACAUGACGACGACUAACAGCCCGGAGGAUUUCAGCAUGGAGAAUAACACCGGAGAUCGAACAACGGACAUGCAAGAUGUGCCGUGCGACUCGUGCAUGAGCGACCCCCGCAAGGCUGUCAAAUCCUGCAUGACCUGUCUGGUAUCCUUCUGCGCGGAUCACCUCAGACCUCACCUGGUGAACGUCAGAUUCCAGAGCCAUCGUCUAGUGGAGCCGCGCCAUCGCGUGGACGGCGAGACGUGCGAGCGCCAUCACCUUCCGCUGGAGCGCUACUGUCUGACCCACGGCUGCUGCCUGUGCUCCGACUGCCAAGGUCAGGGGCACGCGGGUCACGCCACCGCGUCCUUGGGGGAAGCCCGUGCUCAUAUUGAGAAUGAGCUGCAGCAAAAACACCGGGAGAUGGAUCAGAGCGUCUCAGCGACCGACAAAGCAAUGGAGAAGCUGCACAGCAACAAGGAGCGCAUGAAGGCUGCGGUGCAAGAGGUGCUAUGUGAGGUGGAGCAGCAGUUCGUCAGGCUGCAGGAGGCGGUGGGGGAGGUCAGGAAGAAGGCCACCGAGCAGCUGGAAGCAGAGCAGAGGCGAGCGCUUCGACAGGCGCGGGGCGUGGAGGCGCACCUGAAGCAGAGGAGGGCCGAGCUGGCCAAAACUUUGGCAGAAAUGAACAAAAUGGCGCGCAUCCAGUCCGACGUCUCCUUCCUGCAGGAGUACUCGCUGUGGAAAGAGGGAGCGCCGGAUGUUUGUUUACCCGAUGUGAGAUUCAACAACAUGGAGCGUGUCAACGCUUACGUCCAAGUGGUAGCCAGUGUGACGCAAGAGCUGCGUGACCUUCUGCUCACCUCCUACCAGGACAAACUCAGCAUCAUCACUGGUGCCAGGUCACACACGCCACGGGUUUUGUUGCCAGACCCUGAGACUUUGGAGGACUUUUUCAAAUAUGCAAAGAAUCUGACAUUUGACCCGGACAGCGCACACCAUUUCCUGCGCCUAACAGUGGACAACACGAAGGCGACCAACACCAGCCCCUGGCAACACGGCUAUGUCGACCACCCCGACCGAUUCGAGCACUGGCGCCAGGCCGUGACGUCGCAGAGCCUGUACACGGGAAGGCACUACGUGGAGGCGGAGCUUAUUGGCGAGGGCGCUCACGUCGGGGUCACCUACAAGAGCAUCGAGCGUAAGGGACAGGAAACCAGCAGCUGCAUUACCGGGAACAACUUCUCCUGGUGCGUGGGGAGGAACAGUCGAGGCCUUUCAGCCUGGCACGCCGGCGCGGAGACCCCUUUAGAGGCGCCGGAUGUCACAAAAAUCGGCGUGUACGUGGAUUUUCACGGCGGCCACGUGGGUUUUUAUGACGUGAGAGGGCCCGUGACCCUGCUUCACCGGUACUGGGCCGAUUUCAUGGAGCCAUUGCAUGUGGCCGCCUGGCUCUCAAAGAAGGAGAAUGUGGUUCAACUGAUGAAUAAUACAAACCCAUGACAUCACCGUCUUGAAUGUGGGUGACCUUUGCGUGCCAUCUCAGCACGUGUAAAUUGCAAUUGUGUCAAUGGGGCGUGAAGCGCAUCAAUCCGGUGAAGUGAGUGACCUGGAAAACUACAGACUUCUCAUGCAUGUCUAUGUGUGACCCAGUUACGGCCUGCAGUUGCACUUAAUAAACUUUGUUACCGGCUUGGCGGAGGACACUCUAAUUAACCUCUGCCUAGAGCAGGGGUCGGCUACCCAACAUAUUGAAAGAGCCAUAUUGGACCAAAAAUACAAAAAAAAAAUCUGUCUUGAGCCGCAAAAAAUGUAAAGCCUUAUAUAAGUGUUAUAAUGAAGGCAACACAUGAUGUUAGUGUCUAUAUUAGUAAUAUUAGCCUACUAUCAAAAUGACUUUAAAAGUUGUAUAUAAGUGUUAUAAUGAAGGCAACACAUGAUGUAAGUGUCUAUAUUAGCUGUAUUAGCCUACUAUCAAAAUGACUUUAAAAGUCUUAUAUAAGUGUUAUAAUGAAGGCAACACAUGAUGUAAGUGUCUAUAUUAGCCUACUAUCAAAAUGACUUUAAAAGUCUUAUAUAAGUGUUAUAAUGAAGGCAACACAUGAUGUAAGUGUCUAUAUUAGCCUACUAUCAAUAUGACUUUAAAAGUCUUAUAUAAGUGUUAUAAUGAAGGCAACAUAUGAUGUAAGUGUUUAUAUUAGUUGUAUUAGACUACUAUCAAUAUGACUUCAAAAGUCUUAUAUAAGUGUUAUAAUGAAGGCAACACAUGAUGUAAGUGUCUAUAUUAGUUAUAUUAGCCUACUAUCAAAAUGACUUUAAAAGUCUUAUAUAAGUGUUAUAAUGAAGGCAACACAUGAUGUAAGUAUGUAUAUUAGUUAUAUUAGACUGCUAUCAAAAUGACUUCAAAAG
Molecule: messenger RNA, 2479 nt
Organism: Nerophis lumbriciformis (worm pipefish)
Lineage: Eukaryota; Metazoa; Chordata; Actinopteri; Syngnathiformes; Syngnathidae
Product: tripartite motif-containing protein 16-like
Molecular function (GO): zinc ion binding; protein binding
Source: RefSeq, a predicted model, not a curated record